Molecule: messenger RNA, 1538 nt
Organism: Miniopterus natalensis
Lineage: Eukaryota; Metazoa; Chordata; Mammalia; Chiroptera; Miniopteridae
Source: RefSeq, a predicted model, not a curated record
UUUUCAUCAAUAAACUCUGUUUUUAAAUCUUCCACUCAGGAAAUUGAGAGACUUUCUGAGCAGCUAGAAGAGAAAGAGAGGGAGAUCCAGCAGCUGAUGAGCCAGCCGGGGCACGAGCAGGAGGAGGUCGCCCUGCUGCGCAGGCAGGUGGCGGAGAAGGAGCGGGCCCAGGCCGCCAGCGACAUCCUGUGCCGUUCCUUGGCCGACGAGACCCACCAGCUGCGGAGGACUCUGGCCGCCACGGCCCACAUGUGCCAGCAUCUGGCCCAGUGUCUGGAAGCACGACAGGGGGCCGUGGGGGAGCAGAGACCUGAGCCAGAGCAUGCAGGCCGGGACGCCUCUGUCCAGGCUGCUAUGGAGAAGCUGCAGGAAGAAAACCGGCUGUUGAAACAGAAGGUGACUCAUGUGGAAGACCUCAACGCCAAGUGGCAGCGCUACGACGCCAGCAGGGACGAGUACGUGCGGGAGCUGCGGGCCCAGCUGCGGGGGCUGCGGGCCCCUGAGCCUGAGAUGGAGCUUCUGAGGAAGGAGAUCUCCCGGCUCAACAGGCAGCUGGAAGAGAGAAUCAGCGAGUGUGCGGGGGCCGCGCAGGAGCUGGCGGCGGCACGGGAGCGGGCGCAGAUGCUGGAGCAGCAGAUUCUCGUGUACAAGGACGACUUCACGUCAGAGAGGGCGGAUCGGGAGCGGGCUCAGAGCAGGAUUCAGGAACUUGAGGACAAGGUGGCUGCCCUGCAGCGCCAGGCGUCCCGCAGACAGGACCCCCGAGAGCCAAGCUCCUGCCGGAUUCACACUGGGAGCAAAGCCCCCAAGUACGCAGAGGCCACUGCUUUGGAGUUCUUGGCGCCUGGUGGCCAGAGGCCUGCAGCUGAAUCCCAGGGUCUGGCCUCCCCGGUGGAGGGCGGGCACCUGGGAGCAGCCCGGAGAGGCCAGGGGGACCUUCAGUGCCCCCACUGCCUGCAGUGCUUCAGUGACGAGCAAGGCGAUGAACUCUUCCGACACGUGGCCGAGUGCUGCCUAUGAGCCCCAUGCGGGGACAGGCUGGGUGCUCUCAGCAGGCGACAGUAAGACCCCGAGAUCCGGGGCUGAAGGUGCUCUGACCCUCACCUUGAUCCCCUCAGGCUGUGGAACAGACCAGGUCAGAGGGCACUUCCUGGGGGCUGGAGGCAGGGGUGCACUUGGGAGGCCCAGCUCUGCUUGUGGUGCAGACUUUGGGUCCCCAAGCUGUCAGGCCGAGGCUGAAGCAGGAAUCCUUCCAGGCCAAGGUGACGGCCCUGCCCAGCCUGCACCUGGGACGCUGCAGCUCUGUGGGAAGAGGUGGUCUGAGGGAACGUCAUGUUUGGACUGCAGGGUGGAAGGGCACCUCCGCCCAGUUUGUAGAGCUGAGCACUGUGGCCACACGUGGCUCGUGGGGGCCCAUCUCCGCCACAGCAGGACCAUGAAAUACACUGCAUUACACAGCAUCUGUCACGUGUCCAGAGGUUAUAGCACAUUUACUUCACAGCCAGUUGUCUUUAUAAUAAAUGCAUUCGCUACAGUGA